UAGGCAGCAGUAGCCUAGCUGGGGCCGCUUAGAUGCGCCAGUUUGCAAGUAGCUCAGCAGCUAGGCUGCAAGCUGGGGGCAGGACUGAGCGUCAAGCCUGCCUCAGAAGACUGGUCCAAUAGGCCAGCCCCUGCCCCACCGUCUCAGAAUCCGGGAUGAGGCCCUCACUGCCGGGCUUAUCCAACACAGCGUCCUGAGAAGCGGGUUGGGGGCAUCGUCCCGGAAUGGCGCGGCCCCGGGAUGGGGGCACAGCUCACAUCCCAACCCCUUGCUCCUCGUGUGGACCUCUCCGUCCCCCCAUCCCCCACCCAGCAGGCAACCACGUACGACCGCAAGGCGGUGAUCAAGUACGCGGACAUGUCGGAAGAGAUGCAACAGGACUCGGUGGAGUGCGCCACUCAAGCGCUGGAGAAAUACAACAUCGAGAAGGACAUCGCGGCCCACAUCAAGAAGGAGCCGGCACUGUGAUGUAGCGGGUAAAGCUGUUGUCUGCAGUACCAACAUCCCAUAUGGGCUCCUGUUUGAGUCCCGGCUGCUCCACUUCUGAUCCAGCUCUCUGUUAUGGCCUGGGAAAGCAGUACAAGAUGGCCCAAGUGCUUAGACCCCUGCCUUGGUGUGGGAGACUCAGAGGAAGCUUCUGGCUCCUGGCUUUUGGACUGAUCCUGCUCCAGCCAUUGCAGCCAUUUGGGGAGUGAACCAGUGGAUGGAAGACUUUAUCUGUUUCUCUCUCUGCUUCUAUGUAACUCUGCCUUUCAAAUAAAUAAAUAAACCUUAAAAAAAAAAACCGCUAUUUAAUAUGUAGAAACAUGAGCAUGAAUACACUAGGAAAUACUAUGGGCUGACGCCGCGGCUCACUAGGCUAAUCCUCUGCCUUGUGGCGCCGGCACACCGGGUUCUAGUCCUGGUCGGGGUGCCGGAUUCUGACCCGGUUGCCCCUCUUCCAGGCCAGCUCUCUGCUGUGGCCAGGGAGCGCAGUGGAGGAUGGCCUAAGUGCUUGGGCCCUGCACCCCAUGGGAGACCAGGAGAAGCCCCUGGCUCCUGCCAUCGGAUCAGCACUGUGCGCCGGCCACGGCGGCCAUUGGAAGGUGAACCAAGGGCAAAAGGAAGACCUUUCUCUCUGUCUCUGUCUCUCACUGUCCUCUACACCUGUCCAAAAAAAAAAAAAAAAAAAAAAAAAAAAAAAAACUAUGAAACAAUAAGAUGCCUGUACUAAUAUGAAGAAAAAUCACGAGGAACUUGACAACUAAAGUGUAGACUGAACCAGGUAUGCUGAAUGGUGAUUGGAAAACACCAGAGGAAUACUGUUGUAGAUAAAAUUUUCCAAUAUUUUCCCAUAUGUGAAACUCAGCAGAGCUCACAAAAAGGAAUCGCUAACAUACACAGCAAUUGCAUUCAUAGAAAAAAAAAUUUAUCAUGUAAACACUGCUUUGUAUUUAUAUAUAAAAUUAGGUAUGCAAUUAAAGGAACUUCAAGCAC
Messenger RNA from Oryctolagus cuniculus (rabbit), 1476 nucleotides. The record is from RefSeq and is a predicted model, not a curated record. Lineage: Eukaryota; Metazoa; Chordata; Mammalia; Lagomorpha; Leporidae.